AUGGGCGUCCUAGCAAGGUGUGUCGUCCUCUGCUUCGUGUGGAGGUUUCCUGCGUAUCCCAAUGACGCGGGAUCUGCGAUGGAGGUCGAUUCUGGAGAGGGCCCUGGUCGUGGGACUAGGCGUAGUGCCGCCGAAGCAUUGGGUCACGUGGAGGCCUCUGGAGCGCAUGAAUUGGGUGAGAGUUCGGUUUCAGUCAUGUUGCAAGAAUUAUUCGGGGAGGACGUCUCUCCUAGGCAACUUUUGUUGGAGGAACAGGGCGCAGGCCGUGCUAAGGCGCACCGUCAGCUUCUCUAUUGCCCGGUGGGCCUGGGUGGCGUAGCAGCGACGCAGUUCGGGCCCACGUCGAUCUUCAUCUUUCUGGUGAAUUGGCUCCUGACUACCAAUGUCAACGUAUGUGCCUCAUCCGAAGACCUCUCUCCGCUCCCAUCUUUACAAGAUAUUUUCACCCAAGCGGUCUUCACGAAGGAGGUCUAUCCUAAGUCAUUGGUCGUCAUGGCUAGAGAAGAAUUUGGUAAGUGUUUGGUUAGAGUAUUGCAAACGAACCGAUGGGACGCAUGGGCAACGGACUCGGACUCCCCCGAGAAGCAGGCAGCGCGUGUUGCUUGGCUUGAGCUACUCAUGCUCUUCAACGUCUGCUAUCACCAGGCGUUGCGUUCCUUCGAACAUGGGAAGGGGCCCGGGCCGGACGGUCUCCGGGCUGACUUCCUUCGCCUCUUGCUCGAAAGCCCAGGAGGUAAAAGGGAUGGACAGGGACAAGCCAUUCCGCUUUCGCAAGAUGCUCGUCCGAUUGUGAUGGGCACUACUUGGCGGAAAUUAUGCUUCAAAACCACGUUUCUCUUGGAUAAGGUUCGGAUUCAGGAGCGUCUUGCCCCCCAGCAAUUUGCCGUUGGCGUGCGGUCCGGCGCUGAGGCCAUGAUUCAUGCUACUAGGGCUUGGUUGCGAUUGAAUUCCCAUAGAAGAGACUAUGUAUUGCUCCAAAGAGAUGUCUCCAACGCCUUCAAUAGUGUGCACACUCACAUGUUUUUGGACGAGUGUUAUCGCUUCGCCCACGCCUCCAGCAAGUUUGCCGAGUUCUGCUACGGGGUACCGAGCCACUUAGUUUACCAUGGUCGGUGUAUGCAGUCAGCCAGAGGCCAACAGGGUUGUCCGCUCAUGGGACCGCUCUUCUGCCUUGCACGCAAGCGUAUGUACGAGGAGGCGUGCGCUAAUGUAAGGGGGGCGGCCGAGUGCUUCGACCCUGAGUUUGCUGAUGACGGCUUCUGCGGGGGUCCGAUCUCACUGGUUUGGGCGAUCUUUGAACAGGAGCUCGCGCUCGCAGGGAAGUACGGCCUACACUUCGAUCUGAGUAAGACAAAGUUACAUAUCCUUGCCGGGGACGAUUUCCAAGGCGACUUGCGGCCGUUCACAGCACUGGGAAUUAACAUCAUCAAAGGAACCAAUGUUCAGAUGCUGCAGGUACCCCUGAUUGGUCCAACAUCAUUGUACGAUGAGUGGAAUCGCACGAAGGUCGGUGACCUCGAUCAAGCCCUCACUGCCAUUGAGACACUCCCCCACAAACAUAUCUCCCUCCAUCUCAUGAAGCAAUGUUUGAGCUUCCCGAAAUUGGCGUAUUACGCGAGGUUCAUGGUACGACUUGCCCGAAUCAUCGUGAAUUGGUUCAGGAUUCGAGCAUGUCAGCUCCCAUGGGGCGAUGGAGGAGCUCGCACCCGCAUGCACUAUACCCUUCGCGAUUCGAUCUAUGCGGUCGCGGAACGGGCUGGGAUGCGGCCACGGCUUGAGGCGGCGGGGCUAUUGCCAAAUGCCGAGGGCAGACGCCCGGUGGAUAUUCUCUGCAUUGCCACUCCUCUUCUCCAACAAAAUUCAUGGCGGAAAUAUCCUCGUUUGGCCCUGGACAUCGCUUUGGUAUCGCCGUACGCCGCUUCUAUUUUCAGAUCGGCCGCGUCGGGUUCGGGUGUGGCCGCUGCGGCAUAUGCCGAGCGUAAGCGUCGGGAUCGUAACACCGAGACGGCCUGUCAGGCGUCAACUGAUGUGGCCCAAGGGGCCAUUGGUCGUUUCCUUCAGGUAGCGUCUUCCACUCUCGGAGGGGUUGCGGACAUGGAAGUGGACGAAGAUCAGGACGAUCUUCCAACUCUACAGGAUAUCUUCACUUGUCCGAUCUUCACUAAAGACUAUCUCCCGGCAGAGGUUUGGCCGUUGGUUCGGAUCGAGUAUGCUAAACUGCUUUCUGCUGUUGUUUCUCAAAACCGACUUGACGCAUGGGAUCCUUUGCCGACUGAAGUAGGAGGUCGAGGCGUUGGAGACGACACUGUAGGGCAAGCCCAAGCUCGCAGGGCGUGGAUUGAGUUACUGAUGUUUCCCAAAAGUGUCUGUAGGCAAAAUCGGAGAGGCCAACGUCGUGGUCAAGCUAUUGCCUUCACGAAAUCCCUUUUGAUUCGGUGGAGAUUGGGAGAACGAAAGGGCUUAUGGGAUGAGGCGGUGAUGGCUGCUCGUACUCGCAAACCAAGGGGAGACUCGAACCAGACUCUGGAACGUAGAGAGGCCGAGGUUAGACGGUUGGUGGCUUUGGGGCGUUCGGGGCAAGCGAUGAAACGUUUAGUCUCCCCGGGUUUGGCCGCUUCCAAUGAGCAAAUUCGUCAAAAAUUGCUUGCGAAAUUUCCUCCGAGCCCAGCUGGAAAGCUUCAACGCACCGCGCUGCCGCCGACCCCAGAGAUCCCAUUGGAUGUUCUGUUCCAGUCCCUCAAAUCGUUUCCUACUGGUUCGGGGCCUGGCCCUGACGGUCUUCGAGCCGAUUUCUUGAAAGGAUUUGUGGGUCAUUCGUUGGAUUCUGAAUAUUUGAUGACGCUUCAUCGCUUCAUUCGGAUCGUUGUCGACGCUGAGUUACCUGAAGGCUUGCGGCCAUGGAUGGCUGGUGGGACGUUGGUCGGGGUUGGCAAGGUCGACAAGUCAGGGCACCCUGUCGCGCUCGACCAGGACGCUCGUCCUAUAGUCAUGGGACAAGUUUUCCGUAAACUCGCCUUCAAAUGUUCGUUUAGGCUUGACUCGGGUACGAUUAAGGCUCGACUUCUCCCUCGUCAGCUCGCUGUCGCGGUAGGAGGGGGAGCGGAGGCUCUCGUCCACUCAACUCGAAUGUGGGUUGCUCAGAACAAGUGUAACCAGGACAUGGUGCUCCUGCAGAAGGAUGUGAAAAACGCCUUCAACACUGUUCAUCCCCACGAAUUCCUCAUCGAUUGUAGACAAUACGCUCCGGCUUCGUCUCGUUUCGCUGAAUGGUGCUAUGGAGCUCCUUCCCAUUUAGUAUACGAAGGCGAACUGUACCCCAGUUCUCGAGGGCAACAAGGUUGUCCGCUCAUGAUGGCCUUGUUCUGCUUGGUGCGGAGGCGUCAUGCCGAAGAAGCUCGGGAGGCCGCCGGGAGUUCGCCCCCUUUUGAGCCGGAGUACGCUGAUGACAGUUUUAGUGGCGGUCGGGUCCAAGAUGUUCUCCGUUGUUUCCGGGAAGAAAUCAAACUCGCUGAGAAGUAUGGAUUUUCGUACGAUCUGUCGCAAUGCACUUUGUAUUUGCUGGCGGGGGAUGAGUUUCGCGGAGAUGUGUCGGGUUUCCAAGCUCUCGGAGUUCGGAUUCAAACCGGUACCGAUAUCCAGAUGUUGAAAGCUCCGGUUUGUGGGCAGACUCCCUUCAUGAAAGAACUUUGUGAUGGCAAAAUCGCCCGCUUCGAACAAUUGUUCCGAGCUUUGGAACAAUUACAGAGUCGUCAUGUUGCCUUCCACCUUCUCCAGAAGACAAUGGGUUUCUGUCAACUGCAAUUCCUUGCUCGAACCUCCCCGCGCCACUUCCUGGAAGGGUUAUUCACGUGGUAUGAUGCUAGGUACCGCCAGGCCCUAGAGAAUAUUUUGGGGCGUGCGAUUCCGGAUGUUUCGUGGCGCCAGGCGUGUCUCCAUCCGAAGCAUGGUGGCCUUGGAUUGACCCCAGAAUCGUUUCCCAUAGGAGAUCACGACUGUCAUCGGGCUGAUAUUGCGUACGUUGUGGCCUCUCGCUUUACGUCGGAGUUAUGUGCUCAGUUGGAUGCUUUUCAGCGGGAUGAUACGAGGUUGAAAUUUCAGGAGCUGGUUGCGCAAGGAGUGGAGGCUGGCUUGUUGCCAGCGACGCCCGAUCUUCGACCAGCUGAUAUCCUCACGAUCCCGACCCCUCUGUGUAGACAAUCCGCUUGGAACUUCCUCCCACGUGUGGCACUGGACUUUGCGAUAGUUUCUCAGUUUAUUGCUGGUGGUAGCGUCUCCAAUACGGAACGGUACGCUGAACAGAAGCGAACGAAUCGACAAAUCCAGCAACGUUGUCAUGAGCAAGGGAUAGGUUUUGAACCGAUUGUGUUCGACUAUGCCGGUGGUUUGAAUGUAGAGGGACGACGUAUACUGGACUCGUUGUGCAAAGCUGCAGAUGAACCCCUCGGACGGCCGCCAGGCCGAACGCGGAGCCUGUUGCAGGAGCGUAUUUCUAUACUCUUGCAACGCCACGUGCAUGUCUGCUUGGAGCGCCGUCGCACGGUUCAUCGCCGGGAGCCUGAGAUACUUGCAGAGAAUUUCGUGCUUGCUUGA
Molecule: messenger RNA, 4590 nt
Organism: Symbiodinium natans
Lineage: Eukaryota; Dinophyceae; Suessiales; Symbiodiniaceae
Source: the annotation of a GenBank genome assembly